AUGAUGGGACGAUGGAGCCACACGGCUAACGUCGCCCGUCUAUCUCUUCUGAUGGUCUACAUUGUUGCGUGUUUAUGGAACCCUCUCGAAGCUGCCGUGCUCAGACAGCGGCGCGACGGUCCGAACCCGUCUCUUCAUCUUCUGCUCUCCGAUGUUCAUCAUGACAUUUACACGGGCAGCAACAAGGAGGACGGAGAUGGUAAUAGGGGAAACCAAAUCGAUAAAAUUGCACCAGAUCCUGUGCCGCAAGUUCAAGUCCCCGAUCCUCUACCAGCCCCUGACCCAGCCCCAGCCCCUGACCCAGCCCCAGCGCCUGACCCAGUGAAGCCAGUUGAACCCGACCCAGUCCAGGUGCCAGAUCUUCCUCAGAUAGAUGUCUCUAGUGGUACACAAGUUGACCAACUUCCAGCUGCUCCGGAUAACUCCAACAAGGAAGACGGCGAUGGACACGGGAACAAGGGUCGUGUGGACACGCCGUCUGUUGAUAUUCCGGCGCCACAAGAGCAACAACAGCCUCAGCAGCAGCAGGAGCAGCAGCAGCAGCAACAACAACAACAGGAAGAGCCGCAGCAGCAGCAACAGCAGCAAGAAGCUCCAGUGACACCAGAACCUGCAAUAGCACCAGAAACUCCGGAACCAAUACCUCCUGGGGAACUGGCGGGAGACACAGCGUCCAACCUCGCCGAUCAAAUCAGUGAUGAUGAUAGUUCAGAAGAAGAAACAAUUUUCCCUGACAAUCUAGUGGAUCCUUUGGUGGUACCUUCAGAAGGGGAGGGAACUGCUGGUUCUAAACUAACUAAAGGAGCGGCAAGCAUUGUCCCUCCUCCAGUGCCUAACUUUAACGACCCAUUUGAUCCAUUUAUUCAUUCCAACCAGCCACCACCGCCUCCUCCUCCUCCUGACUUUGGAAGCUCUAUCAAUGUAGGACUUUUAGGAGGACCGCCUCCACCUCCACCUCCAUCAAACGAUUUUCUAGCUCCUCCACCGCCACCUCCACCCUCAUCAAAUGAUUUUCUUGUGCCGCCCCCACCACCUUCCUCAAAUGAUUUUAUGGCUCCCCCGCCACCACCACCUCCAUCAAACGAUUUUCUAGUUCCACUACCACAACCACCACCUCCGCAUAUGCUCGGAAGCGAUCUUAUACCACCUCCACCACCACCUCACAUAGUAGAAGCUGGGCUUAACAUGCCUCCACCUCCUCCUCCAGCAGGUCUGACUGAAGCCUACGUACCCCCAGAAAAGAAACCCCCACCUCCAAACGAAAACCUGACCCCGGAAGACAAACAAGCUGCGGCACUCUCCGCGCAAGCUGAGGCUCAAUCCCUGGCCAUCGACAAGCAUAGCGACCUCCUGGACAUACGCCACGACCAGCUGGUUAAUGCUAAAGUGGAGAUCAUUACUCCACCACCACCAACACCACCUCCACCACCGCCAACUCCCAUGCCGAUUCCUAUAGCGGAUCUGAAAUCAGCAGCAUCCGACAAGGCUGUAGAUUUGAUGGACAUGCAGAGGGACCUUGCCGCUGCUGCCAGAGAGAAGGAAAUUGCAGCGAAAGAGGCGGCCUUGGCAGCAAAAGAAUCGGUUAUUUCAGUGCUCAGACCGUAA
Molecule: messenger RNA, 1605 nt
Organism: Candidula unifasciata
Lineage: Eukaryota; Metazoa; Mollusca; Gastropoda; Stylommatophora; Geomitridae
Source: the annotation of a GenBank genome assembly